AUGUAUUCGAACAAGAUUGCAACUUUUGAAACUCAAAAUGCUGCCGUCUGGGAGAAAGAUUCAGAGAUAGGUGACAUAGAAGAAGUACCUACUACCUCAGCAAGUGGAGUCCAAAUUACAUCCUUUGCGGUCCAGCGAGGAUUGUCUCGUUUUAGCCCGGCGGCUAGAGGAGAUAAUAUUGGAGGACGUGGCCGUGGACGUGGCACUAACAAUAAUGCUCGUGGACGCGACCGUGUAAUUGAUAGUGGUAGUGGCUCCAAUGGUAGCCACCGCGGCGGCGGAGCUGCUCGAGGUAACUCGAGGGGCAAUGUUGGUCGUGAUGGGCACCAUACCGCUGCCACUGGUCGUCGUAAAGAACAACUGGUCGAGAGAACUUCCCUCGGAGGACGUUCUCGCGAUGGUACUGGCUUAAGCCACAUACCUUCAGUUAAACAUCGUGCCGACCAGGAGUUACCUCGCCGUCCGACUGUCAGGGUACGAGAGCCAGGUCUCAAUUCAAGCACGGGCUGGGCCGAACCAACUCCUCUCUUGACUGACGCUCGAAGAGCACAACUCCAGUAUGAGCGAGAAUCACAAGCGAACACAAAACGUUUCUUGAAGAAACCCCUCGAUGGGGAGGUUUUUUCGGCCAUCGGGUUCUACCAAUGGCCAAUGCAGGAAGAUAGCCCCGAGGAUUUAUUCCGGGAGUAUCUCAAAGAUCUGGACUAUCUCAAGACCAAUUGGAAAGUUUUUAUUGAUUGGAAUGGUCCACGCAAAUGGUUAAGAAUCCGUGCAUCAGAUCAAUCCUGUCAGACUGCAAUCAAUGAAGUUAUCAAGGGCAUCAGGCAAGCGGUGGAGAGUGGCAAGGCACGUGCGAUUAUGGCUACACCUUGUCAUAUCGUGGUUCCCCCGCGGUAUUCGACCGAGUCUACUUUACUGGAAGCACUCGUCAAAGUCAAUGGCCAAAAGUAUGUGCAUGGCCUCAAAUUCUCAAAACAAGCUUCCGACGAAGAGUUGAAAAAGCAGAGUCCCUCGCGCUCCUUGAAAGUGGAAGUGACUGUCGAAAAAUUCCGUGAGGAGUUGAGUAAGAGCCUCAGUGGGCUUAGUCACCUCAAAGACUGGAUGCGGAUGCGAGUACAUUUCGGGGAAUUUCAUCUCACGCACUGGCAGACAGAUUUGACCGACGGGAAGCAAACUUUGGAUGGCUUCAUCAAAAUGAUGAAACGUACAAGAACCAGGGGGACAUUCGAAAAAGGUAUCGAUCCUCUAAUUGUCAAGUACAUGAUGGACAGAGUGAAACUCAAUCCCGACAAUUUUAAGGUUUGGAGCGGAACAGAUUACGUUCUGGCGGACGUGAAGCCAAAACAUGUCGCAAUCUUCAUCGUACAAAACCCAUCAGGUGAAAGGUUUCACAUUGAGGGAGAUGUCGAUAAGACAGAUGGAGGAUACCAGUGUGGAGAGGUCAAAGUGAUUGAAGAAGAACGUCGCAACAAAUGUGUUGAGAUUGUUACCAUCGACAUUGAACAAGUUGACUGGAAUCUCGAAAUUAUCAGCGAGACAGCUGGUACAAUGUUGGAUAGUUCAUUCCAAGACUUGGUUCAAAGUUGCUUACAACCAUUUGUUCGUACGGGCCUAAACACGCAAGGAUUGGAGGAGCGUAAAGACCAGUACGACUUCAUAUAUCCUAGAAUCGCUCCAUAUGACCAACCUGGUUUACGUGUCGAUAAGGUCACUCUCCAGAGCGUUUACAGAUUCAAGACUCGUGCGGGUGGUUACUGUCUUGAAUUUACCAUUAACAGAGAUUGGGAUGGUUUAAGAACUAAACCAGAGCCAAACGUCUCUGCCGGAAUUACAAUGUUUCACGACCAGUGGGAUGUAGAUAUGGAAUCAAAUGAACAUACUAUGGCAGAUCGCAAAUGGGAGAAAGAUAUGAGUAAUUUCUUUCCAGAUGGAGGAUUUAAAGUUUUUAUGGAACAGCUUGAUUACCUCCUCGAUGGUUUUCAUCAGUCGAAGUCAAAAUCAAUCAGCACAGCCUAA
Sclerotinia sclerotiorum 1980 UF-70 is the source of this 2016-nucleotide messenger RNA. RefSeq lists its product with no specific name. The record is from RefSeq and is a predicted model, not a curated record. The transcript has 6 exons. The coding region runs from base 1 to 2016 and encodes 671 amino acids. Lineage: Eukaryota; Fungi; Ascomycota; Leotiomycetes; Helotiales; Sclerotiniaceae.